Molecule: messenger RNA, 1146 nt
Organism: Auanema sp. JU1783
Lineage: Eukaryota; Metazoa; Nematoda; Chromadorea; Rhabditida; Rhabditidae
Source: the annotation of a GenBank genome assembly
AUGAAUCAAAAGGAAGAUUCGGAUAGAUCUAUCGCUCAUUCUCCGUCUUCCGACAGCCUUGAUUUUGACUUUGAAGUAAUUCAUAGCAAUCUGCAUACAAGCAGUGACAGUGGAACGUUACCAAAUCCCAAUGAACUCCCUGUCCAGCCAGAGGAAUCGGUGUAUUCUUCAAUGCAUGAUUCUACUGACAAACUGGCUAAAUCUAAACUUCAUGAGAGUUUAACCUGCGACCUUUCCCUGAAGAAACCUGAGAACCAAGAUGCAUGUGCUCAAGCAGGAACCUUUUCUGAAUCUGUUUGUACGCCCUCCAUCUCAUUGCUGAAAUUCAGUGGCUCAGACUUGUCCUUCAUUGAAACGAUGGAACAGUGCGAAGGAAAAAACAAAGUGAACGAGGAGAACUUUAAUAGUUUAAAAACCGAGUUCGAUAAAAUUUCGAAGACCUGUGAAGAUUUGUUGCAAAGCAACCUCACAUUGACUAAAGAAGUUGAUUUAAUCACUGAGAAGUUAUCUGCCCUACCCGAUUUCAACAAAUCAAUUAACGAUCUGCUUUCUCAGGAACGGUCCAAACUGGAAAGCAUGGCAUUCAAUCAAGUGCAAUCUCUGAACAGCUUCGAAACGCCGGUAUUGCAGGACUCGAUGAAUCUUGAUAACAUCAAAAGUCAGGAAAAUCCUGAAAUCCCUCUCCUGUCAGUAAUUCAAGCUCAUUGUGAUUCUUUGGAAGAAAUUAUGAAGCAAAACAGGAACAAGUACGAACAAGAACUUAUGAUGAUGAAAAACAAAGAGGAACAGUACUUGGAGAUGCUAAAAGCUCGUGAUGCUGAUAUUGCUGCGCUACGUGAGCAGAUAAAAGACCAUGACUUUGUUUUGAAUUAUGCGGUUAAAGAAGCUCGUUCUGAAGAGCGCUUGCUUGCCGAAAGCGAGAUACAGAGUCUUAUCGAUGGUCGUGUAAAAUCAUCAGAAGACGUCGAAUUGCGAGAGCUUAAAGCUCUGAGAGAUAUGCUCCUUGGGGAUAUUCAACAGAAAGAUAUGUACAUACUGGAUUUGGAAACGGCUAUUCGUGUCAUUCAGAAGGAAGACAUUGAUGGUUUUGGCCAAGUCACGCGCAUUGUAAAUAGUCUUAACCGCAUCAAUGAUAUGCAAAUAUAA